Messenger RNA from Oncorhynchus gorbuscha (pink salmon), 7479 nucleotides. RefSeq names its product A disintegrin and metalloproteinase with thrombospondin motifs 9-like. Gene Ontology annotation, molecular function: metalloendopeptidase activity. NCBI's taxonomy places the organism in Eukaryota, Metazoa, Chordata, Actinopteri, Salmoniformes, Salmonidae. Gene Ontology annotation, cellular component: extracellular matrix. Gene Ontology annotation, biological process: proteolysis; extracellular matrix organization. The coding region runs from base 262 to 4638 and encodes 1458 amino acids. The transcript is spliced from 28 exons. The record is from RefSeq and is a predicted model, not a curated record.
CAUAGUUGUCUGUCUGUAGCCUACAACCGGCCCCUCUCUCUGCAGUAUGCAUGUUCGCCAGGGGAUCCGCGAACCGCUCACGACCCAACGCACGUUACCGGUGAGAAACCCCCCAGCAACCAAUAGUCAAUCAUAGUCGAUUUGGAUGUGGCAGAUGCACAAGCACUUGAAUACGUUGGAAAGCCCGAGAGACCGGAGCAGCUGUGUGCAAGAGGAAUACUUGUAUUCGGGGGUGCUGCUCUCUACUUAACGUGGACAAUCAUGCAUGUGCUGUUUUGGGGACUAGGGUUUCUGCUAUUUCUCCCUGACGGUUUGAAUGUAGUGUUAUCAACGGAGAAAUCGCUAUUGAAUUCAAGAAAAGCUAAAGUGUCCGAGCAGCUUGGCGCAUACGAGAUUGUGAAUCCGGCGCGAGUGAAUGAAGCCGGUGACAAUUUUCCCACGAGUGUGCACUUCAAAAGGAAACGGCGGAGUGUGCACGAUAUCCAUGGCAACUCCUCUGAUCAAUGGGACUCUCGAACAAUCCAUUACAAAAUAUCUGCUUUCGGACAGAGCUAUCACCUCAACCUGACACUCGAGUCCGGAUUUAUUGCUCCGCUAUACACUGUGACAGUACUAGGAGCACUUACCGAUAGUAACAUCACGGAUUUCACACCGGGGGUGGAGGCGGAGGAGGAUACGGAGUAUCAGCAUUGCUUCUUUAAAGGACAUGUGAAUGCUGAAACGGAGCACACCGCAGUCAUCAGUCUCUGCUCUGGAUUGCUUGGCACUUUCAGGUCACCAGAAGGGGAGUUUUUUGUGGAGCCCCUUCACAGCUACAAUGGAGAACACUAUGAAGAAGAACACACCAAACCUCAUAUUGUGUACAGGAAGAAGGCCUCCAAGAAAGAGGCAGCCAGGGAGGACACUGCUUGUGACACAUCAGGACAUAAACACAGACACAAGAGGAACAGGGACAAGGUGAGGAGACCUCCGAUGGCCAACAGCAGCGACAUGCUGAAUGACCUGGAGAGCCUCUCUGCCAAUCCCCUCUCCAGAUCAGAAAGAGAGAGCAGCAGACGGCCGGCUAAUGAAAGCAGCGGUGACUCAGGACCUCACAGGAGAUCAAAGCGCUUCCUCUCCUAUCCCCGCUUUGUAGAAGUCAUGGUGGUAGCAGACAGCAAGAUGGUGGAACAUCACGGGAGCAACCUUCAGCACUACAUUCUCACGUUAAUGUCCAUCGUGUCUUCCAUCUACAAGGAUCCUAGCAUUGGAAAUCUCAUUAACAUUGUGAUUGUGAAGUUAGUCAUAAUCAACAAUGAGCUGGAUGGCCCUACCAUUUCCUUCAAUGCACAGACCACUUUAAAGAACUUCUGUAUCUGGCAACAGAGGCAAAAUCACCAAGAUGAGAACCAUCACUCCCACCACGACACAGCCAUUCUCAUCACCAGGCAGGACAUCUGUCGAGCGCGGGACAAGUGUGACACAUUAGGGCUUGCAGAACUGGGUACAGUGUGUGAUCCAUACAGAAGUUGCAGUAUUAGUGAGGACAAUGGACUCAGCACUGCGUUUACUAUCGCCCAUGAACUGGGCCAUGUAUUCAACAUGCCCCAUGAUGACAGCAACAAGUGCAAAGAGGAGGGGGUUAAAAUACAGCAGCAUGUGAUGGCGCCCACACUCAACCACUACACUAACCCCUGGAUGUGGUCCAAGUGUAGCAGGAAAUACAUCACAGAGUUCCUUGACACAGGGUAUGGAGAGUGCUUACUUGAUGAGCCCAUUUCUAGGCCAUACAGUCUGUCACAGCAGCUGCCUGGACGGAUAUACAAUGUCAAUAAACAAUGUGAAUUGAUAUUUGGGCCGGGGACACAGGUGUGCCCAUAUAUGGUCCAGUGCCGCAGGCUGUGGUGCACCAGCCCAGAGGGGGCCCAGAGGGGCUGCAGGACCCAACACAUGCCCUGGGCCGAUGGAACAGAGUGCUCUCCAGGAAAGCACUGUAAACAUGGCCAGUGCAUUACCAAAGAGCACGAUCCCACGCCAGUGCAGGGGGCGUGGGGAGGCUGGUCUCCGUUUGGCUCCUGCUCGCGGACGUGUGGCGGGGGCAUCAAAAUCGCCGACCGCGAGUGCAACCAACCCAUGCCCAAGAACGGGGGGAAGUACUGUGUGGGGCGCAGGAUGAAGUUCCGCUCAUGUAACUCAGAGCCCUGCUCCAAGCAGAAGAGAGACUUCAGAGAGGAGCAGUGUGCAGCCUUCGACGGCCGGCACUUCAACAUCAACGGUCUACCUCCUAAUGUGCGCUGGGUACCCAAGUACAGCGGAAUUCAGAUGAAGGAUCGCUGUAAGCUGUUUUGCAGGGUGGCUGGCAGCACCGCCUACUAUCAGCUCAGGGAUCGGGUCAUCGAUGGCACGCCAUGUGGCCCCGACACCAACGACAUCUGUGUACAGGGCCUGUGCAGGCAAGCGGGAUGUGACCAUGUGUUGAAUUCCAAGGCGAGGAGAGAUAAGUGUGGUGUGUGUGGUGGUGACAACUCCUCGUGUAAGACCGUGGCAGGCACCUUCAACAUGGUGCGCUACGGAUACAAUGAAGUGGUGAGAAUACCCAGUGGUGCUACAAAUAUUGAUGUUCGUCAACACAGCUACUCAGGGAAACCAGAAGACGAUAACUACCUCGCUGUUUCAAACAUCAGAGGGGAGUAUCUGCUCAAUGGAGAGUUUGUGGUUAGCAUGUUUAAAAGGGAAAUCAAACUGGGCAACACCAUCAUCGAGUACAGCGGAUCUGACCACAUCAUUGAGAGAAUCAAUUGCACUGACCGCAUCGAAGAGGAGAUCAUUGUCCAGGUGCUUUCUGUAGGUAACUUGUUCAACCCAGACGUCAGGUACUCCUAUAACAUCCCCAUCGAGGAUAAACCCCAGCAGUUCAUCUGGGACGCCUACGGGCCCUGGCAGGAGUGCAGCAGGCCCUGCCAAGGAGAGCGUAAGAGGAAGAUCCUGUGUAGUAGAGAGUCGGACCGUGUGGUGGUCUCAGACCAGAGGUGCCAUGGGGCUGCCAGACCAGCCAUGGUGACAGAACCCUGCAACGCAGACUGUGAAAUCAGGUGGCAUGUAGCGCGGAAGAGUGAGUGUACAGUCCCAUGUGGAGUGGGAUAUCGUACACUGGAGAUCUACUGCGCCAAACUCAGCCGUACCGAUGGAAAGGCCCAGAAGGUGGACGAGCGUUACUGCAACAGUCAACGUAAACCUGAGGACAAGGAGAGUUGCCAUGGAGACUGUAACCCGGCCGGUUGGGAGUACUCCUCUUGGUCAGAGUGCUCCAAAAGCUGUGGCGGAGGGUCCCGGCGUCGUGCAGCCGUGUGUGGGAAGUCCUCUGAGGCAGAAAGUGAUGAGAGUAAGUGCAGCCAGAGAGACAAGCUGACCACCGCCCAGAACUGCAAUGAGUUCCUGUGUCCCGUGUGGAAGACCGGAGACUGGUCUGAGUGCCCAGUGACGUGUGGGAAAGGGUACAAGCACCGGCAGACAUGGUGCCAGUUUGCGGAGGACCGACGGGACGACCGCUUCUGUGACUCUGCGUCCAAGCCUGAGUCGGUCCAGACAUGUCAGCAGCAGGACUGUGCCUCGUGGCAGGUUGGACCUUGGGGCCAGUGCACUACCUCGUGUGGACCAGGCUACCAGAUGCGAGCAGUGAAGUGCGUUGUGGGGUCAUAUGGGUCUCUCAUGGACGACACUGAAUGUAACGCGGCCACACGGCCUACUGACACUCAGGAUUGUGAGCUGGCCCAGUGUCCUGUCAGCCACCCAGUUCCCCCUGGGACCAAAGUCCCCUCACACCUUUCACACAAAACCCAGUGGAGGUUCGGCUCUUGGACACAGUGUAGCGCCACCUGCGGCAAAGGGACCCGGAUGCGCUACGUUAGUUGCCGUGACAUCCAGGGUGGGGUUGCAGAGGAUUCAGCCUGCUCCCACCUGGUCAAGCCCCCGGCCAGCGACGGGUGCAUUGUAGUGCACUGCGGACAGUGGAAGGUCCUAGAAUGGACAUCAUGCUCUGUAUCCUGCGGGCAGGGGAAGACCACUCGCCAGGUGAUGUGUUUGAAUCUCAGUGACCAGAUAGUGGAUGUGGUGGAGUGUGACCCUGACGACCGUCCAGCCUCAGAGCAGGAGUGUGCCAUGUCCCAGUGCCCUGCUCUCCGCUCCAGUGAUUCUCGACCCUUCCCCUCGCCCAGCGGGGGCGUCCGCAACAACCUGCCCACAGCUGCCGAUGGGCGCAGCGGAGGACGAACCCAGGCCCACCAAUGGAGGACAGGACCCUGGGGAGCGUGCUCGAGCACGUGUGCGGGCGGCUUCCAGAGGCGUGUGGUGGUGUGCCAAGAUGAGAAUGGUUAUGCUGCCAACAACUGUGAAGAUCGCUCCAAACCCAUCGAGCAGCGCUCCUGUGAGUCCGGACCCUGUCCACAGUGGGUCUAUGGGAACUGGGGAGAGUGUACUAAGCCGUGUGGUGGAGGAAUAAAGACACGGCUGGUGGCGUGUCAGAGGCCCAACGGAGAACGCUUUAACGAUCUGAGCUGUGAGAUUCUAGAAAAACCGCCUGACCGUGAGCAGUGCAAUACUCAUGCGUGCCCGUCUAACCCCCAUUGGAGCACAGACCCAUGGAGCUCGGUACGCUCGUAAAUAUACACAUUUUCUUCCGCCAUUUAAAAAAAAAGUCCCCUCAGUUCACUAAACACAGAGUUUGACAAACAAACAAUCAAACUUGACAGAGCAUGUUGUUUCUGUAGCGCUUACAUGCUGGAAACUCCACUUUCCAUUUCACUGUUACCCUUCCCUUGGCCCCAGAGACUUGUCAUCCUUUUAGAGACAGUUGGGAAUUGAUUUCUGUUCCACAUAAGAGACAGGACACACACACAAUACACACAACACACCAAAAAGUACAACAUAUGAAAAGGUUCAUUGACAGUUGUGACCAUAAGAACGCUUUCUCUGUUAUCAGUCUUAGUGUUAAAAAUGCACGAUCAGUUUGUAUCAGAAUCAAAGCUAGUUUGUAAAAUAUUGAUUUAAAAGAUAAUUUAUUACUUAAGAGAUUUUCUUCUUUGUUUCCUAUGUAUAUAGAAUUGACAUCCAACGUUUCUGUUAUUGCUCUUUGUAUUCGCACACUUAGUCAUCCGUUGUUCAUAUGCAAAUAUUGAUCAAUGUUUCUGUAUAUCAGGAGUUUAAGAUGCAUUCUUCUUUUUUGUUAACACCCAAAGAAUGGACAUAUACUCGAGUGUUGUUGCUAUUCAUACUCUUUUUUUUUUACGUGUGGCAAAGAAAAUGAGUUUUUAUGUACUCUAGAGAUGUAUACAUCAUUCUGAUGCUAAAGCUUUAUUGACCAUCAUAACUGUAAAAAUGUCAUUUGUCUUAAAGUGUGUAAUAUGCAGUUCAAACAAUAACAAAGCGCCACCCCCCCAACUCUGUUUCGGUAAACAUCUAAGGGGUGGGGCUGGAUAAAUGUAACCACUCUUAAUUGCAUAGACAGAGCUAUGGAUGCAAGGACUGACCAUCCAUGACAUGAAAAUUCUAGUUUUAACCAUGUUUUGAGGUUAUACAGUGUUUUGUUUACAAUUACAUUGUUUACGAACAAAGAAGUAAAUAAAGGUUAUAUUUUGGGUUCUGAUGGGAUUAGACAGUUAAACUAAGUUCCUUAGUUAAUAUAAAUUAUGUUCUUCAAGAAUCAAUGGCUAUAUAGAAUGACAAAAGGUUUUUUUUUAAUGGAUGUAGAAAUCUCAGAUUGCCCCUUUAAGGCACAUGCAGUUUUUAUAGAGAAUUUACUAAUCAUCGUCUGUUUACACCUUAUUUUACAGUCCACUAUUUACCUGCUAUUUAUUCAGAAAUGUCAAUGUAAAUGGUAAUUACAUGAUAAUGACCUAAUGAUUACUGUUUAGUAAUGUAAUUGCCGGGUAGGUAGUUACCAAUUAUGCUAAAUUCUUAAAAAGAAACAAUAGUGUUUCUCAGUUAAGACUAAGUCAACACCAGCUGAAAUAGGACUGUAGAAUAAAGUGAUAACUGUAUUAUUUGAUCAAUUAUGUGAUUCUUCUGGAUAAUAGUCAUUUUACCACAGCUUGAAGUCUUGACCCAGAUUCCUUCCUUUUUACUAGCACAGACAUAAGAACCCGGCCCAACCAGUAGGUCCAAGGCCCACUGCUCAAAAUGUGCUUGAUAUGAGUGUAUUUAUGUCAUGUUAGAUAUGUCUAUAUAUUCACUUUUGUAAAUAGUUUAUUUUGGUGCGAUCACCAGUGCUCAAUACACAUGUGAAAAUAUGCUAUUCUCAACCAUACCUCACUUGGAACAAACACAACUCAACUAGCCAUUAACUUGUACUUACAAUGGUGCUUUUGAAAAACAAGGGAGAAAUGAGAUAAAAACAUCAAAGAAUCACAAUAUAUUUUAUUUCAAACUUAAGGUCAUAAACUGUUUAUUGUGACAUAGAGAAAUGUAUGUAAACUGGUGUUUUGAGAAGUUGUUUAUAUUCUUUUUUUUGUCAUGUUUUUUUACGAAGAGUUGAUUAUUGAUUAUGUCCCUCGAAAAUAUUGUAAUGUUAGGUGAAAAUGUGUUGAAGUUUUUAAAAAGGUAAAGAUAACUUUUUAAGUGUGUUCGAUUUAUUCACCACCAAACCUCUGUCUGUUGGAGCUCAAAGAGAAUGCCCCAUGUCCGAGCUUUGUGAACACAGAGUUAGUGCCUGCGACCACAGGGAAAGUUUAUAGUGUUCUAUGUACCUGGAGCUCAUCUUCUGAGCCAGUCGUAUGUUUCUACCUCAUUCUCUUCUAACAUCACUCCCCACCCACCUAUUAUCUUCUGCCGGAGGGCUGCAUCCUCAUACACAUUCAUCAUGAUCUGGGGUCUGUGUUUUGUUCUACCUCAAUGGCUACGAGUGAAAUUGGGGUAGUGAAAGCUGAUCUUGGAUCUGUGGUAAAGGUGCAACCUCUGCCUGGAGCCCACCCAGUCAUUUCUAAGGCUAAUUGUAACCUCCUGGUCAUUAAUGUCUGUGCAUAUAUUGCAGACAUCACACAUUAUUUUACGGGUCUGUUAACACAGCUCUCAAGCAGGCAGUGAGUGUAUUUCUCACUACACCUUGUUCACUAAAGAAAACGAUCAUUUCUAACUGUCUCUAAUAUGAGUAAUGAAAAGGAACCAUAAGGUUUGGGUUGAUUAUGAUGAAUCCAAAAAGAGUGUGAGUAACUUUUUACACUACUUGAUACAACUCCACAUGCACAUAAGUCUCAUGUCACUGUGAAAUUGUCGAUAAUUUGAUUUGUAGAAUAAAUUGCAAAACACAGUUAUACAGUAUUAUGCAUGAUGAUACAUUUACAACUUGUUUGAUACCAACAGACUUUCAAAUACAUUUGUGUAUGUUUAUAUAAUGAUCUGUAUUUAUUUCUACUUCAUUAUAAUGUCAUGUCAAUAUUUAAUUUUAUAUGAACUUGCUGAAUUUAUGUUAGCUCAUAGAGAGGUAACGAUUAAAAUUAACUAGAGGUG